AUGGUGCGAUCUCUGCCAAAGAGGAACAACCCGUUGGUCCUCCCGGACCAAUCCCCUUCGUAUGAGGAACUCCUGGCGCUCCGCCGUCUAGGAAAAACAAACCUCGCUGUCAAGCCUACGCAGAUUGGAACGUCCAACGCAACCAAGCCUGAGAAUCUCGGCCCCUUUGAAUAUGCCCAUCUGCGCGCGAAACUUCCAAAAGACCUGAAAGGCUCCGAGAUUUUCGCGUCGCAUGCCCCUCAGCAGCACCCAGAGACCUACUUUCUCAUGCGACGAAGCAAGGAUGGGUAUGUCAGCGCUACUGGAAUGUUCAAGAUCGCUUUCCCGUGGGCGAAGUUGGAGGAAGAGAAGGCUGAACGGGAAUACUUGAAGACUCGGGAGGGCACCAGCGAGGAUGAGAUCGCCGGCAAUAUUUGGGUCAGCCCCUUACUAGCGUUGGAGUUGGCCAAGGAAUAUCAGAUGUACGAUUGGGUUCGCGCUCUGCUGGAUCCCACGGAGAUCCCUCAAACGCCAAAGAAGCAGAUCACACCUCCUCCAAAGUUUGAACUCCCGCCCAUUGAAGCUCCGACCCAGCUCUCUGCCCCAUCGCAGCGUACGAGAAGGGGCCGGUCUGCUUCGCCGAGCAAGAGAGCCACCCUCUCCCCUCGCAAACCGAGGAAGACUCGCGCAGCCAAGGAGGCGAGUGUGGAGGAGGCCAGUGCAGCUAGCGCUAGUCUUCAGAACGCUUUGGACAUGACCGCGUCUAACGCUGAUGCUGGAUCAGCCAAUGGAACUGUCGAGUCUAGUGUGGAGGAACAUGUUGAAGAGAAAGUAGUCACCGUCACAGGAGACACGACCAAGCCGGCUUCCAGGAAGAAGGUCGCCGCCAUUCCUGAAGAGAAUGAGGUCGAAGAAGAAAAAGUUAAGGUUGACGUCAAGACGACUGCCGACACCGUGGAUGACGUUCGAACCACCCAGACGACGAUCUCGGUCGAGAUGCCUGUUAGCCUUCCCGAGGCACCUUCUGCGGAGGACACCGAGAAGAUGAUUGCCAAGGCCAAGGAAAUGGUCGCAGAAGCGAUCAAGGUCCAGACCACCGAAGGUGAACAGCCGGAGGCCUCGUCACCUAAGGGCGCCAAAAAGCGCAAGACCGACAUGCUCAGCGAAGAUGAGGAGGAUGAGGAGACCAGAGCAGCCUCAGCCCUGCGCGCCAAGAGGGCAAAGGUCCUGGAAGAGAAGCUGAAGCGGGAGCGUGUGAGGAACCGUGCCUUGGUCGGCGUUACGGCUGUCUUUGCACUUGCGUAA
Molecule: messenger RNA, 1284 nt
Organism: Aspergillus fumigatus Af293
Lineage: Eukaryota; Fungi; Ascomycota; Eurotiomycetes; Eurotiales; Aspergillaceae
Product: KilA-N domain-containing protein
Biological process (GO): meiotic attachment of telomere to nuclear envelope; mitotic telomere tethering at nuclear periphery
Cellular component (GO): nuclear membrane complex Bqt3-Bqt4
Molecular function (GO): DNA binding
Source: RefSeq, a predicted model, not a curated record